AUGGAACAGCAGACGUCGACGUCAACGGUAACAGUCGAGUAUUUCGAUCCCCACGAUGUUUACAAGCUCCUGGCCCCAGGGCUAGUCCCCCGGCUUCCUCUGCACAACCUCAACUGGCAGUCUCACUCCGGACCGCUACGAUCAAUCGACACGCUCCAUGUUGAGCUGAUUCGGGGGAGUCUUGAAAUCCCCGAGUUGACCUUGUCACCGACAUCGCGGCGUUCGGGCAGUGUCUCGCGGGCGGGCGACGGUUUGCGAUCACGCAGCGUGAGCGUCUCUACGGACUCGGGAAAAGCUCCGCCGUCGCUUCGUUCGAAAGCUAGUGGGAAUCUACGGCGACACCAGAUCCCGGGACUUCGUCGAACCCCUUAUCUCAAGCUGCUGCUGGUACGAUGCGAUGACAACGACUCAUACAAGAACUCGGUGCGAGCCGAGGUUCGCGAGUGGGUCAAGAACCAUACCUCUCCCGUGAGCACCUCGAAGAAGGGCACUGGCCAAGAGAACCACGAUGCGUUUGAAUGGCUCAUUGUUCACGUCGUACUCCCCAACACCGCAGCUUCAACUCAGCCGAGAAGCAGCGGAAACUCGGCCUCAGCGGAGAAGAGUGCGGCGUCGCGAUGGCGUCCAGGGACGACCCCUUUACUAGAGAAGCUUCGAUCAGACUUCAACGAAACGACCAAGGGAUCUCAGGACCAUGUUUCGCAGAUUAGGAUCGUGCCAUCAGGUUACAAAGAGACAGAAACAGAUGCCGAAAACGCCUGGAAUGAUUUGAUAGCGAAAAUCAAGAGCCUGAUACUAGCCUCGUUUGACAUGCGAGUAACUCAGUAUGAAGAGGAUAUUCGGGAAAAGGACGCACAACGAACCCUACCUGGCUGGAACUUUUGCACUUUCUUUAUUCUCAAAGAGGGGUUGGCGAGGGGAUUUGAGAGCGUCGGUCUUGUAGAAGAUGCGUUAGUUGGGUAUGAUGAGCUCAGCGUCGGAUUGGAUACAGUCCUACAUGAGCAGCUGGAGUCAGGUUCACCGGAGAGACACGGAGGUGAAAUGCUGGCAUUUACCGAAGAGCUCAGAGACAUUGCCGAGAAAGCACUGGAUAUUGCUGCCGGCGACAGCAGUGAUGAUGGCAGCGACACCAACACGAAUGUAGCAGCGGAGAUUAGCGGCCCAAAUUUCGACGAGAUAGCCAUCAGCUCGACAACAAAGGCAUACCGCGACAUGAUCUUGGCGAACAAGGUGUCGGUGUUCGACUUUAGAUGUUACAUCUUCUCCCGCCAAAUUGCCCUGCUGCUCAGGCUUGGCAACGCGCUUUCUUCCAAGGAAGAGCUCAUUGCAAUGCUCAAAAGUCAACAGGAGUCUAUCCUCUACGAGAUAUGUCAGCGGACGCUGCAGUUUAUCCCUUCUGUUUCGCAGAUUUUGCGACGAGACGUCAUCUUGGGGCUAACAGCAAGUAAAACACCAAGCCGCAAGCCCCCCAAACUGAGCCUCCUGGCAGAAGAGACGGUUGACAAUAUGGUGUCCUCAUUUGCCUUUUCUGUGGCCCAGCAAAUUCUUGCUCAAACCUCAACGAAGGCGCUGCCAAUUCCGCCGUCUUCGCUGUCAUAUGGAGAUGGGCUUGAGCCAAAGUCUUCUAUCCCUGAGCCCAAAACCAUGAUCCACCCAGCUCGCAACUCCUCGCUACUUCCAAGAUCUGGAGGAAUUCCUCCGCCUCCACUCAGUCCGGGUUUCUUUCCUGGACCCGGCAGACAGUUCCCAGCCAUCGGUGAUGGUACGAACAGCUUUCUUAAAAAUGGCUUAGAAGACUUGGCAGCUCGCCGAGCUGAACUUUACAUGCUUUCUAGAAGCAUCCUCUCAAGCCUUGGUAAGAAGCGCAGCUGGAGCGACGGCUGGGACGAAGCCCCUUUGGUGCGGGGAAUUGGCAUGGAUGAAAUGGAAGACGUGGAUUUGAACGAUGAUAAUAACAAAGGCAAUGGGUCUGACACUCCUUCCUCGCCGGAAGAGGCAUACGCUCCGUUGAUGGCGGGUAUCGUCAAUCCCGUGCUACGGACUGCAAUCGACAACAAGGAAGACUUCUAUCGCCUAUUUGAAAUUCUUACGGACAAGGCCAUGCGCCAUUACACGGUGGCCAACCAUGAUCAUGCGGUUCACUCCAGCAUGGCGGAUUUGGCCGUGUUGAAGGUUCAUUUGAAGGACUACAAGGCUGCUUCAUCAUACUUUUCACUCACCACGCCCUUUUUCGGAGAAAGCGGCUGGAGCCUACUCGAGCUGUCAAUGCUCAUCAUGUAUUGCCAAUGUUUGGAUGAGAUGAAUCCAAAGGGCGAGCAUGUUGGGGUUGCGUUAAAGUUGUUGACAAAAUACUGUGCCGCUGAAAAGGAGCGUCUGCAAAAGAAACCAGGGUUCAGUAGUUUCUCACAAGGAAAGACGUAUCCGGAUGCAUGGCCAGUCACUGGCAUAGUCGAAAAGCUUACACGGCUGGCCAAAUCAUUGUCAAAAGAGGUAAAGAUACCCAUGGAAAACUUCUUCACAGAUGUGGAACUGGAUGGGUUUCCGGUGUACGAAGACAACCAAGACGGCUGUUCUCUGAAUAUAAGCAUCAGGAGCCUGCUGCCCGAAGAUAUCUCGUUCGAUGCCGCAAAAGUACGAAUUACAUCUGUCGGCGAGGGACAAAGUAGAGAGCGAUUGUUUGAGGCUGCAGCUGGUUCGCCCAUCACCUUGGUGCCUGGUAAGAAUAAGAUGCGAGUGAGCUGUAAAUCUGUGGCUUCAGGACACUACAGAAUAGAUCGACUUGUUCUUUCAGCAGAGAAUCUUGUGCUACACUUUGAACGGGAUAUCAGCGCCUCCACAUCCAGCACAACCGACAUAUUCAAGCAUGCCGAUGUCAUGCUUUUCCAGCGUACUAGCACAUUCGAUGUUGUCAUGUCUGCUACAAAGCAGACAUCCUUGGACAAGAAUAACUCUCUUGGCCUAGUAAUACACACCGGAUGGAAUUCUAUCAAGAAAUGCGAGGUCCGGGUGAAACCAGCUACAGGAGGCCUGCGUUUCCUUACUACGGAGGCAGCAUUUGUAGAUUCUUCAAUGGAGUUUGCGAAACCUCCGGAAGCUGGUGUGUUUCACUUUGAUGCCAUCGCCGCUGACACGGUGGUUACGAUACGAUUCCCAUACUCUGUGGAGCAGGACGUGGGAGACAUCUUUGCCAAGAUUGAAGCUACCUACGUUACAGAAGCUGAUGAGACAUAUCACCUGGCCAAAUCUCUGGCAGUCCAUGUGGCUUUGGCACUCGGCGUUAAUGUGCAAGACGUCUUCAAGCACCAAGCACUAUUCUCUCGGUUCAAUGUGUCAACAGCAUCAUCUAGCCCACUACGGCUCUAUAAGAGCGAGCUCCUAAGCUCAGAUCUCUUCGAUUCCGUGUUUGGCGUGCCGCCGGGAAAUCCCGUCUUCAUAUUCCCAAAGCAGCCAGCGAGCUUGCUGUUCAAGGUGAAGAGGAUACCGGGGGUAAAGCCGAUGCCAAAGGGAGGCAGAACCUUGUACCUGAAGCUUGACUACACUUUACUGGAAGUUGAGAUGGAGGAGCUGGUUAAGCGGUCUCUAAUAGAAGCCUUGGAAACGACGCCCCUGAAACAAUACUCCAAGCAUGUUGUGGCAACGGUUUGGCAAGAGUUAAAGACCAAAUUACAGCCGCGAGACCUUGAGCAAGCAACCCUGCUGGGAGAGCUGGCAAUCACUAAUUUGAAGGGUAUCACAUGGGAGAAGCACUUUGGAGGAAUUGGAGGAGCACCUGGAGUCGGCGAGAAUGCGGCUGAAGGGCUGUCGGCGUUUGUGCGAACUUGGCAAAAAGCCAACAGCCGUCUCUCCAUACCAAGAGACGGCGUCAUCGACCCGUCGUCGAUUCUCAUCCCGGUGGAAAUACCCGCGCUACCAGUCCUACACACGGCAGACAUCCGCCUGCAGAGCCUCAUCCCAAGUCCCGUGGUGGGCAGCGCAGGCGGGGGGCUCCCAACCGUCUGCACGAACCAGAUGCUCCCGGCGACGCUGCACCUCAAGUGGACGCGGAUCUGGGACACGGAUUCUUCUGUUCGCAGCGACCAAGAGUUUAGCUAUGAGGUCACGGCACCUGCAGAUACCUGGCUGCUGGGCGGGCGUCGAAAAGGUCACUUUGUCAUCCCGGGGCCGUCGGCUUCGUCGCCGGCGCAGACCAUGACGUCGACGCCAGAGACCGAGGCUGAGAUUCCGCUCAUCCUGAUUCCCCUGCGGGAAGGCUGGCUGCCGUAUCCGCUGGUCGAGAUCAGAGAGGUCGUCAAUGCGGAUGGGGAUGGUGGUGGUCAGGCCACGGCGCAGGGGAGCGGCAUGACGGUGAGCCUUGAUGCGAGCGGCCCAGGGGGAGGCCCAUUGGUGUUUGAGAGCGAGAGGUUGGCCGGGUUCAAGGGCAAAAUCAUCGAGUGA
Molecule: messenger RNA, 4434 nt
Organism: Trichoderma breve
Lineage: Eukaryota; Fungi; Ascomycota; Sordariomycetes; Hypocreales; Hypocreaceae
Product: trafficking protein particle complex subunit 10, TRAPPC10 domain-containing protein
Exons: 6
Coding region: 1-4434 (1477 amino acids)
Biological process (GO): early endosome to Golgi transport; intra-Golgi vesicle-mediated transport
Cellular component (GO): TRAPPII protein complex
Source: RefSeq, a predicted model, not a curated record